AUGUCUCCCAUCCAAACUCUUGGUAAACUCCUGGUUCUGAUUCUCGUCUCUUCAAGCUCCGCCAUGUCUCUCACUCGCUACACCGCACCCAUUCCUCAGGGCGCGAAGGUGGUCGAGACGCGUGAGCAACUCAACCAAGUAGUCCGGGAAAAUCCCGAGACUGUCCUGUACGAUCAGGAUGGUGGCUACAUGUUGAAAGAUGAGAGCGGAACCGUGGUUGCUAUAGCUGCGGACUCUCUGUGUCCCGAGUUGGACCAGGCCUUGGCUGAAGUCGAGGCCCUGCAAGCAGAGACGAAGCUGGCUGGCAAUGCCAGAGACCAAGGUGAUACCUCUACCAACAAGAGAGACCUUAAUGAUGUUCAGGACACUAAUCGUCCACUUCGUUGUUCUCACCCUAGAUGCUUCAAUUCCGCCAUCUGCCUGACCUAUACCGAUUGUCACGUCUGUUUGCGACAGCACCACUGUAUCUGA
This is a messenger RNA of Aspergillus tubingensis, 471 nucleotides long. RefSeq lists its product as uncharacterized. The transcript has a single exon. The coding region runs from base 1 to 471 and encodes 156 amino acids. The record is from RefSeq and is a predicted model, not a curated record. Lineage: Eukaryota; Fungi; Ascomycota; Eurotiomycetes; Eurotiales; Aspergillaceae.